Sorghum bicolor (sorghum) is the source of this 1925-nucleotide messenger RNA. Its product is annotated as anthocyanidin 5,3-O-glucosyltransferase. The coding region runs from base 323 to 1864 and encodes 513 amino acids. The record is from RefSeq and is a predicted model, not a curated record. Gene Ontology annotation, molecular function: UDP-glycosyltransferase activity. NCBI's taxonomy places the organism in Eukaryota, Viridiplantae, Streptophyta, Magnoliopsida, Poales, Poaceae. The transcript has a single exon.
GAUGCUGCACGCUAGAGAGUUCCCCUCCCUGAUGUAGUGAUGUCAUGCAUGACGUGGUAGCUUUCUCAGGUGUCAAACGUUUGUAGUAGGGCAAGCGCUUGAGGAUGUUUUGAGACAGCAGUCGUACUGUUACUGCCUACAAACGCGAAGCUGCCCACGUGCUCCCCGGUCCCGUGAUGCGUGAUGUCGUCACCACGAGAACGAAAAUAAAUGGACGGCCGGUCACUCCACAGUCCACCACUCAAGCUCAAGCUCAUCCAGUCUUCUCUCCGGCACCUCCGGCACCGGCGCACCGCCGCACCGCUACCGCAAGCAAGACAUCAUGGAGAAGACGAUCGUUCUGUACCCCGGUCUCUUCGUCAGCCAUUUCGUCCCCAUGAUGCAGCUCGCCGACGUGCUCCUGGAGGAAGGCUACGCCAUUGCGGUCGCGCUCAUCGACAUCACCCUGGACCAAGACGUCGCCAUGGCAGCCGCCGUCGACCGCGUGGCCUCCGCCAAGCCGUCGGUCACCAUCCACAGGCUCCCUCGGAUCCAGAACCCUCCCACCGUCGCGGACGACGCGGAGGCGCUCCUCUGGUACUUCGAGAUCGUGAGACGCUACAACGACCAGCUCCGUGACUUCCUCUGCUCCCUGCAGCAGCAGCAGCAGCAGCAGCCUCCCCGAAGCGUCGUCCACGCGGUGAUCGUGGACGCGCCGUCCGUCGACGCGCUCGACGUCACCAAGGAGCUCGGGAUCCCGGCCUACACCUUCUUCGCCUCCAACGCUUCCGCGGUCGCCGUGUUCCUCCAGCUUCCCUGGAUCCGCGCCGCGGAAGGCCAUCAGCCAAGCUUCAAGGAGCUCGGAGACGCCCCCGUCAACUUCUCCGGCGUGCCCCCCAUCCCGGCGUCGUACCUCAUGCGCGAGACGCUGCAGGAGCCGGAGAGCGAGAUAUACAAGGCGAUGAUGAACGCGAUGCGAAGGAACGCGGAGGACCCCGACGGCAUCCUGGUGAACACGUUCGCGUCGCUGGAGGCUCGGGCGGUGGCAGCUCUCCGGGACACGCAGUCGAUUCCUCCUGGCACUGGCACUGGCAGUGGCAGUGGCAGAGCACGCAGGACGCCUCCGGUGUACUGCGUCGGGCCACUGGUCGCCGGUGCCGGCGCCGAGGCAAAGGAGAAGCACGAGUGUCUGGCGUGGCUCGACAGGCAACCGGAGCGCAGCGUGGUGUUCCUCUGCUUCGGGAGCAUAGGCGCGGCCACCCACUCGGAGGAGCAGCUCAGGGAGGUCGCCGUCGGCCUGCGGAACUCCGGCCACCGUUUCCUGUGGGUGGUGCGAGCCCCGGUGCGCGGCGGCGGCGGCGACACCGAGAGGCUGUUCGAUCCCCGCGCGGACGCCGACCUCGACGCCCUCCUGCCGGCCGGGUUCCUGGAGGGCACCAGAGACCGCGGCCUCGUCGUCAAGCACUGGGCGCCGCAGGUGGAAGUACUCGGCCAUAGGGCGACUGGCGCGUUCGUGACGCACUGCGGGUGGAACUCGGCGCUGGAAGGGAUCACGGCCGGCGUGCCGAUGCUUUGCUGGCCGAUGUACGCGGAGCAGAAGAUGAACAAGCUGUUCAUGGUGGAGGAAGCCAUGGUCGGCGUGGAGAUGGUUGGAUGGCGGCAGGGGCUGGUCGGGGCUGAGGAGGUGGAGGCCAAGGUGAGGUUGGUGAUGGAGUCCGAGGAGGGGGACAAGCUCAGGGUGCGCGUGGCUGCGUACAGGGAUGCCGCGACCGUCGCCCGGAGGGCCGGCGGCUCAUCGCGCGCUGCGUUAGGCCGGUUCUUGUCGGACGCGGGCCAGAAGGUCGUGUUUGAUUUCCGUGGCCCACCAUCGAGCCCGGCUCGCUAGAUGCAAAGCAUGUUCUCUCUCCUCUCCUAGCUCUUUGAAAUCAAAAUCCAUUUUCGUUUCU